Molecule: messenger RNA, 1512 nt
Organism: Parasteatoda tepidariorum (common house spider)
Lineage: Eukaryota; Metazoa; Arthropoda; Arachnida; Araneae; Theridiidae
Product: mitoferrin-1
Biological process (GO): iron import into the mitochondrion
Cellular component (GO): mitochondrial membrane
Molecular function (GO): ferrous iron transmembrane transporter activity
Source: RefSeq, a predicted model, not a curated record
UUAUAAACCAGAAACAACGAAGCAGUAACGAUGAAACCGAUGAUGAUAACAGCCAAUGAAAUAGGUGUAUUUAAUUAAAAAAGGUUGGUAGCCAAGCAACAGCCAUUGAUAUUAUCUUUGCAUUGAUAGGAUAUACAACUUUUAUUGGCAACACUAAUUUGUCCACGAGGAGAAGAGAAGCGAAAAUGUGGCGGGAAUGCAGUUGUUUUGAGCUUGUUCAAGUCCAAAAUGAUUCCUGCAAUCUAUAAUCGUUACCAUUUGGAACCUAUCAGACUUUCAAUGCUAUUCUUACACUAUUCUGAAAUGAAGGUUUUAUGAUAAUUUUACCAGGUGAUAUAUCUUAAUCAUUUACUUUUAAUAAAUUAAAAUAUGGAGCAUGAAGGCAUUCAAGACUUCUCAAAAAUUAGCCAUCAAGCAAUGGCUGGUGCCAUAACUGGUUUAGUUGAAUAUUCAGUUAUGUAUCCCAUAGAUUUAAUAAAAACACGCAUGCAGACGCUAAGACCCUAUUCAAAGGCAAAUUAUAAAAGUGUUUUUGGUGGCUUAUUAAAGAUCAACUCAGAAGAAGGAAUGCUUAGAUUAUUCAGAGGCAUGCCGUUGCCAUUAGUAGCAUCCAUUCCUGCCCAUGCAUUAUAUUAUUCCACGUAUGAAGUAAUGAAAAGAAUGCUAAGUGGUACUGAAUUCGGAACUAAAAAUCCUAUAGCCCAAAGUGCUGCUGGAGCUCUUGCUAUAACAAAUCAUAAUAUAGUUAUGAAUCCGGCUGAUGUCGUCAAGCAGCGCAUGCAAAUUUAUGGUAGUCCAUAUAAAUCUAGUUUCCAUUGUUUGAAAUCUAUAUUGAAGUCUGAAGGUGUGAUUGCUUUAUACCGCAGUCUCCCCACUCAGAUGGCUAUUGAUGCUCCUUAUGGUGCUCUGCACUUUGUGAUAUAUGAAACAAUCCAAAACUUUCUGAAUCCAUCUAGAGCUUUUGAUGCAAAGAGUCAUAUUUUGUCUGGAGCCAUUGCUGGUGGUUUUGCAGCUGCUGCUACCACGCCACUCGAUGUCUGCAGAACUUUAUUGAACACUCAAGAAGGAGCGGUCCUGGGUGAAGCUGAACGAAAUAAGAUUCGAGGUCUGUUCCCUGCUCUGGUGACUGUAUACAAAAUGCAAGGUUUGAAAGGCUUUACUAGGGGAAUGAAAGCUCGUGUUAUGCACCAUGUACCUUCAACUGCCAUCUGUUGGUGUGUUUAUGAAUUUUUUAAGCACUAUUUUUCUGAAAAGGGUAACUAGAGUUACAGCUGCUAUGUAAAAUGUUAUAUGAGCUUUUGAAAGUUAAAUAUUUUAGGGGAACAUUUUGUUGUAAAAGCAUUUCCUAAUACAUUGAGCAUGCAAAUUGUUAAAAUUUAUAAAAAAUUUCAGCAUAUCAAACUUUAUUAAAAUUUAAAUAUUAUAUUUGUGAAUGUUUAAAUGUUGCUUAUUGUGCUUGUUUUUUGUUGAUUUCUUUAGGUUAAUAUUUCUAUAAUAAAAUAUUUAUUUUUA